Olea europaea var. sylvestris is the source of this 764-nucleotide messenger RNA. Its product is annotated as 40S ribosomal protein S26-3-like. Gene Ontology annotation, cellular component: cytosolic small ribosomal subunit; ribosome. The transcript is spliced from 5 exons. The record is from RefSeq and is a predicted model, not a curated record. Gene Ontology annotation, biological process: translation. Gene Ontology annotation, molecular function: structural constituent of ribosome; mRNA binding. Lineage: Eukaryota; Viridiplantae; Streptophyta; Magnoliopsida; Lamiales; Oleaceae. Bases 147 to 527 code for a protein of 126 amino acids.
GCCCGAUGUGGGAGCCCAACGGACUCUAGGGUUUCAGAUUAAACCUCAUAUAAAUUCUCACAACACUGAAUUUCUCUCUCAUCAGUCCUCGAGUUCUAGUUGUUGACCCAAAUUUCAGAGUGCAGAAGCCAUCAAACCGAUCAACGAUGACAUUCAAGAGAAGGAAUGGAGGACGCAACAAGCAUGGGCGUGGACACGUCAACUUCAUUCGCUGCUCAAACUGUGGCAAGUGUUGUCCUAAGGACAAAGCCAUUAAGAGAUUUUUGGUGAGGAACAUAGUUGAGCAAGCUGCUGUAAGAGAUGUUCAGGAAGCAUGUGCUUUUGAUAUGUACACCCUUCCCAAGCUAUAUGUAAAGAUGCAGUACUGUGUUUCCUGUGCCAUUCACUCCAAGGUUGUUAGGGUCCGCUCCCGAACUGAUAGGAGGAACCGUGAACCACCUCAGCGCUUCAGGCGCCCAAGGGAUGAUCUACCAAAACCAGGUCAAGGACCACGUCCUGGUGGAGCACCAGUUGCUGCCCGCACUUAAAAGUGCUCUUUCUGUCUUCUCCAGUAUUAAGUUUUGGAACUUAUUUUUUGCCAAUCAUUUCAAUUUUUUGUUGUUUUGACAUAUAACCAGGUUUGGACUACUGUUGUUUAAUUUGUUGGACUAAGAUCCACGUGAUUAUGUGAUGUCCACACUUCACCACCUCAUUUUCACUACUGUACAAAUUGGAAUAGUAAAAUUUGUUUAUGUCGUCAAUAAUAUUUAGGGUUCCAUUUUAAA